GCCCACCAGGAGUUCUUGGCCUCGCGUCGCCUGGCGAGCUUCAGCGUCUGCAGGCGGCGGCUGCAGCGAAGCCGGGUGUGUGGUUAGGACAGCAGCGCAGGGCCGGCCGGCACGAGGCUGCGGCGGCGCCCCCUCCUCGCGGAGCGCCGGCGCCGCCAUGGGCCUGAAUUCCAACCUGUCGAUCCGAGCUGACUGCAUCGCAGCUGUGGCACUGGCUGCUGGCACCGCCGUGGUGGGGUAUCUAGCUUACAAAAAGUUUAUGGUUAAAGAAAAACGUGGCAAAUCCAUGGUCAAUCUCAGCAUCCAGAAAGACAACCCCAAGGUUGUCCACGCAUUUGACAUGGAAGACUUGGGAGAGAAAGCUGUAUAUUGCCGCUGUUGGAGAUCCAAGAAGUUUCCAUUCUGUGACGGGGCCCACACGAAGCACAACGAGGAAACCGGAGACAAUGUGGGGCCGCUGAUCAUCAAGAGGAAAGAGGCGUAAGCGGCGGCGGCGGGCCGAGCCGUCCUCGCGCUGCCAUCGAUCGUUUGAACAAGAAGGAAGGUCCCGUCUGUCCACUUGCCUCCCCGCGGCUCUCGGCACGGCGCCCUCUGCCUUACUCUCGUCCAGACACGUGAAGAAUCUCCCCGUCCUGGAGGGAUGGGGCUCCCGUUCUAGAUAAUGACCGGCUACCCCUGGAUCUGUAUGUUGAUGUUCCUAUAUUAAAUGAUUUUAAAAUCA
Molecule: messenger RNA, 721 nt
Organism: Gracilinanus agilis (Agile Gracile Mouse Opossum)
Lineage: Eukaryota; Metazoa; Chordata; Mammalia; Didelphimorphia; Didelphidae
Gene: CISD1
Product: CDGSH iron sulfur domain 1
Exons: 3
Coding region: 158-484 (108 amino acids)
Biological process (GO): regulation of autophagy
Cellular component (GO): intracellular membrane-bounded organelle; mitochondrial outer membrane
Molecular function (GO): 2 iron, 2 sulfur cluster binding
Source: RefSeq, a predicted model, not a curated record